Messenger RNA from Talaromyces rugulosus, 921 nucleotides. RefSeq lists its product as uncharacterized. The record is from RefSeq and is a predicted model, not a curated record. The coding region runs from base 1 to 921 and encodes 306 amino acids. The transcript has a single exon. Gene Ontology annotation, molecular function: protein binding. Lineage: Eukaryota; Fungi; Ascomycota; Eurotiomycetes; Eurotiales; Trichocomaceae.
AUGCGGUCUCUUAUGGAAGGCGCUGCAGCAGGUGGCUACGAAGACUUAAUCAAACGGUGUUUGGAUGUGGACUGGCCCGAAAAGCAUACAACAGACAAAGAUGAUUGGCUGUGGCAUUUGACUCUAUUUUUAUCAAAAGCUGUGAAUGACCGCUACAUCAACAUCGUACAGUUGAUGCUUGAUAAUGGAGCAGAUCCGAAUGGUGCGCAUCCGGCCGAUGUGGAUGAACUGAACGAGGAUGGAGUGCCUGCUGUAUUAGAGGCCAUCCGCCGGGAUGAUAUUGAGAUAUUUAAGUUACUAAUCGAGAAAGGCACUGAUCCAUACCCCUCAGAACCUCCGGCAUGCCCAACUGCGUUCCAAGAAUGCACCUCACAGCCACCAAUUUCCGAUGCCAAGUUUGAGAUUAUCCGAUUUCUGGUAAAUAAGGAUUGCCUGGCCGUACCGGGAACUUACGAAUUUAGGUCCUUAAUCUCUCAGUCUGUCAAGGGAGGAGAAAGAGUUUUUGAUCUGAUCCGACAGCAUACAGGAAAGGAUAUUGCACCUCAUUACUAUGACGAGCAGAAGACACUUUGUACUGCAGCUCGCUUUGGGGAAAUAUGCAUUAUGAAGACGUAUUUUCUGCAGGAUUUGACUUUAACAUUGUCGGGGAAUCAAUGUAUUCUACUACUCGCAGCCCAGUCUGAUCAAAAUCUACGGGCAAUAGUGGAGCGCACAGUGUGUUUUCUGCUUUCUCAUGGAGCGGACAUUGAUUCACGGAAUUCUGAAAUAGGAAUGACACCUCUUCUAACUCUAUGUAGCUUAAAAAGCCCUACUGAACAGACGGCGGACACCGCGACAAUCCUUCUAGAGAAAGGCGCGAACAUAUUCACUGCCUGCAAUAACAACGAAUUUCCACUGGUAAAGGCGGCUCAACAGGAUUGA